AAGCCCUACUCGCUGACGGAGCGCAAGGCGCGGGCGGCCACGCACAACCAGCCGUGGGGCCCAACCGGCAGCGAGCUGGCACGGCUGAGCGAGCUGUCGUUCAGCCCCGCCGACUGCGCCACCAUCCUGCACGUUGUGGACCUGCGCCUGAGCUACCCGCCCAAGAAGUGGCGCAAUGUGUACAAGGGCCUGACCCUGCUGGAGUACCUGCUGCGCCACGGCAGCGAGCCGUGCGUGGCGCGGGCGCGC
Chlorella variabilis is the source of this 249-nucleotide messenger RNA. RefSeq lists its product as hypothetical. The transcript is spliced from 2 exons. Gene Ontology annotation, biological process: endocytosis. Gene Ontology annotation, molecular function: clathrin binding; phospholipid binding. NCBI's taxonomy places the organism in Eukaryota, Viridiplantae, Chlorophyta, Trebouxiophyceae, Chlorellales, Chlorellaceae. The record is from RefSeq and is a predicted model, not a curated record. Gene Ontology annotation, cellular component: plasma membrane; endosome; clathrin vesicle coat. The annotation marks the transcript as partial.